GCUGGGCAGGUGGAAAGCAGCAGCGCCUCGAUCUUGAUCCUCAUCUUCCUCAAUCUCCCUCCUACAUCUUGAUCCUUCUCCUCAAUCUUCCUCCUCCUCAAUCUUGAUCCUCCUCGUCGGCGAUCUUCGUCGCUACCCGAAGGGCGAUCUUCGACCUUCGCGUUGUGCCGCCUCGACUCGCCUCUCGUGCCCCCUCCCUCCCUCCCCCCGUGCGGACGAGCGGCCCCGCCAUGGGAGCGUGCUGCUCCUGCACUCGGCAGCGCGAGCGUCCCCGCAAGAAGAGAUAUUGUAAGAAGCACCGCUGCAGGCAUAACCGUGCCAAGAAUGGCAUUGAUGACCACGCCGAUGCAUCCUCUCCCACCACCAGCGAACGCUCGGCGUCACCGGUGGUGCAGGAAGGUGCAGCCACCUCGGGCUCGUGUGGAAAGGAGGCGCCGGCAGAGUGCCAGGUCAUUGUGCCGCUCUCCCCACUUGACAUCGCUGGACGACCAUUGCCCGAUGGGGAUGUCGAGCCCCCCCACGCCUCCGCUGAGAAACCCCUUCUCCUGGUCGAGGAGAAGGUACCCAGCGUGGAGGAGGCGGAGCGACGCGACAAUGAGCCGGAAGUCAGAUAUUGUAAGAAACACCGCUGCAGGCAUAACCGUGCCAAGAAUGGCAUUGAUGACCACGCCGAUGCAUCCUCUCCCACCACCACCGAACGCUCGGCGUCACCGGUGGUGCAGGAAGGUGCAGCCACCUCGGGCUCGUGUGGAAAGGAGGCGCCGGCAGAGUGCCAGGUCAUUGUGCCACUCUCCCCACUUGACAUCGCUGGACGACCAUUGCCCGAUGGGGAUGUCGAGCCCCCCCACGCCUCCGCUGAGAAACCCCUUCUCCUGGUCGAGGAGAAGGUACCCAGCGUGGAGGAGGCGGAGCGACGCGGCAAUGAGCCGGAAGUCAGAUAUUGUAAGAAACACCGCUGCAGGCAUAACCGUGCCAAGAAUGGCAUUGAUGACCACGCCGAUGCAUCCUCUCCCACCACCAGCGAACGCUCGGCGUCACCGGUGGUGCAGGAAGGUGCAGCCACCUCGGGCUCGUGUGGAAAGGAGGCGCCGGCAGAGUGCCAGGUCAUUGUGCCGCUCUCCCCACUUGACAUCGCUGGACGACCAUUGCCCGAUGGGGAUGUCGAGCCCCCCCACGCCUCCGCUGAGAAACCCCUUCUCCUGGUCGAGGAGAAGGUACCCAGCGUGGAGGAGGCGGAGCGACGCGACAAUGAGCCGGAAGUCAGACAUUGUAAGAAGCACCGCUGCAGGCAUAACCGUGCCAAGAAUGGCAUUGAUGACCACGCCGAUGCAUCCUCUCCCACCACCAGCGAACGCUCGGCGUCACCGGUGGUGCAGGAAGGUGCAGCCACCUCGGGCUCGUGUGGAAAGGAGGCGCCGGCAGAGUGCCAGGUCAUUGUGCCGCUCUCCCCACUUGACGUCGCUGGACGACCAUUGCCCGAUGGGGAUGUCGAGCCCCCCCACGCCUCCGCUGAGAAACCCCUUCUCCUGGUCGAGGAGAAGGUACCCAGCGUGGAGGAGGCGGAGCGACGCGACAAUGAGCCGGAAGUCAGCUCUGAAAAUGUUAUCCUCGAGAUCAUCACUGAGGAAUUCUGCUCUGGAAUCAUGAGCAUCGGAGAUGGUGGCGAGGAUGCACCGUGCCUGGCACACGAGUGCGAGCCGCUGGAGCAAGCGGGUGGAGAGUGGGCGGAGAGCAGCGUCCCACAGCGCCGCCACGACGAGCUGCAGCGCCACUUGGCGGAGACGGUGGAGAGCCUGAAGGAGCUCAAUGGCAGCCAGGACCUCGAGACCAAGGUCAUGAAGUUCGAGCUGGCCAAGGCCUCAUCAAUACCCGUCAACCAGAUCUCCAACACAUCUGGUUCUCACCUGCGCGUCAUCACCGACAAGCUGGACUUGCUGUUGAGCGGCAAGGCCGUCGUGUCGGGCACGCGCUCCACCAACGUGUCGGACCACCCGCAGGGCCUGCUCUAUGUCCUGCACCGGGUGACUGAGAGGCUUGUGAAGCAGUGCGAGGAGGAGGUGGGGUGGAACCACGCGGCGGCGUUCCCCAUCGCGGCUGUCACCGUGGAACUGUGGCACCGGCACCCAGCCAUCGGGGAGCUCCUGUUCGCUGAACUGCUGAGCAAGUGCCCCUACUUGGCCCCUUUCUUCCCUCGUCCCACGCCUGGGCAGAGCCAGGAGGACGCUUUCAGGAUCCUCGGUCACCGCUUCGAGGAUGGGACACUAGAGGACGAAGACUUGUUCCUCCAGAGAAUGUCGGGCAUGGCGCGCCUGUACGCGGCCAUCGUCUCUGCACCCGUGUCUCCCUCCAGUGGCGACAAGAGCCACCCCCACGGCGUGAGUCACGGCUGGUCCUGGCUCACGCGGGUCCUGGAUAUGGAGCCCAUGGCCAAUGUCACCCCCACCGUGCUCUUCCGCUUUCUGGAGGUGGCAGGCAGUGCCAUGGAGGUUGCAUACGGCGAUCAGCUCUGGGAGCUGCUCGAUGUGUUAAGGAAAGAAUACAUCCCAAGAAUCGAGAAGGUGUCCACCCCGCAGCAGAUGGGAGCUGUGGUCAGACUGAGGCUGUUCCUCGAGGACUGUUUUGUUAAUCGGGAGAUUCCUUUGCCAAGCGGGCAUCUCUCAGAAGAAUUUCGGAAGGCUUAACAAGAUCACCUGUACAUUAUGUAAAUAUAUAUUUUUUAUGUAAGUAAAACCCUACGUGUUCAACUGUCAAUUAUUUAUUCGUAAAUGAAAUAAAAAUCCUG
Lethenteron reissneri (Far Eastern brook lamprey) is the source of this 2782-nucleotide messenger RNA. RefSeq names its product mRNA export factor GLE1-like. Gene Ontology annotation, molecular function: inositol hexakisphosphate binding; phospholipid binding; translation initiation factor binding. Gene Ontology annotation, cellular component: nuclear pore cytoplasmic filaments; cytoplasm; nuclear pore. Gene Ontology annotation, biological process: poly(A)+ mRNA export from nucleus. Lineage: Eukaryota; Metazoa; Chordata; Hyperoartia; Petromyzontiformes; Petromyzontidae. The record is from RefSeq and is a predicted model, not a curated record.